AAUUCGGUUUCAACCCAAUCCGCCCUGAAUGUAAAUUCCAUUUUGUGCAUUCUGUUUUCGUUUUCUUCUUCCCACCUUCGCCACUUGAAGUUGUUGCAGAGUCUCACACAUGGCUGCCACACUAUACAGUCAUUCUCUAUCUCAAUGGGAUUUCACCAGUGAUUUGGAAGUGGAUUUUGGAUCCGAAGAGAACGCUUCGAUUGUAUACGCUACCAUAGCCGUUGAUAAGGAGUUGCAACCUGACAAAGUAAAAAGAAUCAUGACAGUGUCUAAUGGAAAACUAUUAGUGCACUUUGAGGCAAUAGAAGCCAGAUUUCUUAGAGCAUCAUUCAGUGCUUUUGUUGAUGUCCUUAUUCUAGCAACCAAAACAAUUGAAGAAUUUGGUCAAUGAAUGGUGUUCUUCUGACUUCUUAAGGACUUGUUGCGUUUCUGUUGCUUGAGUUUGGAGUAGUUGAUCGACUAGUCUUUGGUGUUGUAGAUCUACUUGACAUUGAUCCAGUUCGCGAAAGUGGAAACCUGUGCGGUGAAACUGUCCUCUUCUCUAUAGCACAUACAUGUUAAGAUUUCAAUUCAAAUUCUAAUACAGAAUCAAAUCUCUAGUCUUAGUGUGACGAUGACACCUAAAUAUUAUAUUAUUGAAUAUGCAUAUAGUACCUAAAUCUUUUUUGGUCA
Molecule: messenger RNA, 672 nt
Organism: Vicia villosa (hairy vetch)
Lineage: Eukaryota; Viridiplantae; Streptophyta; Magnoliopsida; Fabales; Fabaceae
Exons: 5
Coding region: 110-391 (93 amino acids)
Cellular component (GO): EKC/KEOPS complex
Source: RefSeq, a predicted model, not a curated record